AACAUUCGCUAUCUUUUCUCUCUUAUUAAUUCAAGAUUUCUACCUAUUGUAAAUGGAUAGCAAGGUAUUCCUUCUACGUUUUUUCGUGUUCGCAAUUGGUGCUGUUAACGGAUUUCCCAUGAAUGAUCUAAUAGAAAAAUUGCCCGGACAACCAAAUGUUACUUUCCGGCAAUUUUCUGGCUACAUUGAUGUUGAUGAAAAAGUUGGCAGAAGUCUGUUCUAUUAUUUUGUUGAAGCUGAAAAUGAUCCUAUGAAUCGACCCCUUACUAUCUGGCUAACUGGAGGACCAGGUUGUGGUUCAGCUGGAGACGGAUUUUUAAGUGUUGGUCCUUUCAUUACUACUGCUAAUGCUCAUGGUCUCCAAAGAAAUCCAUAUUCUUGGAUCAAAGUGUCAAAUCUCCUAUUCAUUGAUUCCCCUAUUGGAGCGGGAUGGUCCUAUUCAAACACAAGCAGCGACUAUGAUGUUGGAGAUGAUAGUACUAACCUGCUUACAUUCAUACUCCAAUGGUUUGAAAAGUAUCCAAAUUUUAAGUCUAGAGAUUUAUAUCUCGGCGGAUCAAGCUAUGCAGGACACUUCAUACCCAAUUUCGCUAAUGCCUCUGAUUACAACAAACAACCAAACAAGUUCAAGUUCAAUAUCAAAGGAUUGGCAUUGGGAAAUCCGCUUCUUCGGAAUAAGCUAGACACUCUUGCAGUAUAUGAUUUUUUUUGGUCACGUGGGAUGAUUAAUAUUAACUUGCACCAACAAAUCUUGAAAGAAUGCAAUGGAAUUGACGAAGACAACUAUUCCAAUAAUGCUACCAAAUGGUCUGAAUCAUGCCAACAAGCCAUGAAUAAAGCCGAAUUUGCUGCUUUUGUUGUAUCUUCCAUUAAUGCAGCUAAGGCAAGCCGCUUUGAUGUUCUUCGUGCCUCUUGUGAUGAAAAUUGGGAAGACCUUGUGUUAGGAAAGGAGGUUACGAAGGUUAGUUAUGAUGUAGAUAUGUGCAUUCCCUUUAGGGCAGAUUUCUAUUUCAACAUUCCAGAAGUUCAGAAAGCUUUUCAUGGGAAUCGAACCAAUUUAGGGUAUCAAUGGAAGGGUUGUUUUCAGAAAAGUGGUCUUAAAUACAGCGAUGUUGAUAAAGACAUUGAUAUGCUCCCAGCAUUGAAGAAAAUUCUCCAACAGUCUAUUCCUAUUACAGUGUUCAGUGGAGACCAAGAUGCUAUAGUACCAACGGUUGGAACCUUAAACCAUGUAAACAAGCUAGCCAAGGAUAUGAAUUUGAAUUUGACAAAAGAUGAAGCUUGGAAUCAUGGAAACAAGGGUGGAGGUUGGACGUACUCGUAUGGCGAUCUAUUGACAUUGAUGACCGUCAAAGGAGCUAAUCAUCAUGUGACUUUUUCAAAACCAUCUGAAGCUUUAUUUAUCUUCACAAAUAUUGUAAUUAAUCGAUCACAUUGAGUCAGCCAAUGUCAAGAAAGCCUUAAUGUUUGAUGUUCUUUUCUUUUUCUUCCCAAAGAAAAAGGGAAAAAAAUCAUUGUAAUUUUAUGUUUUGUAGCUAUGAAAUAGCAUUGUUUUUUUUUUUUUUUGU
Theobroma umbraticum is the source of this 1568-nucleotide messenger RNA. RefSeq names its product serine carboxypeptidase-like 42. The record is from RefSeq and is a predicted model, not a curated record. Gene Ontology annotation, biological process: proteolysis. Lineage: Eukaryota; Viridiplantae; Streptophyta; Magnoliopsida; Malvales; Malvaceae. Gene Ontology annotation, molecular function: serine-type carboxypeptidase activity.